UUUCGUUGAUUCUGAAAAUUAAAAUGGCGUAAUUUGAAGAACGAUGAAAUAUUUCUGUAUUGUUGACCAAUGUGGUUUAUUAUUUUAUAAUUUUCAAUUUUGAUUCCUUGACAUCGGCUGACUCAAUUUGAUCGUGAUUUGUAAAUGAUUCGAUUUUUUCGAAAGUUCAUUCGUUCGGCAAGAUAUUUAUAAAGAGAUUCAUUCAUUCGAAUUUCGAUUGAAGUUGGCUUAUUCGCAGAUUGAAUUCGAAUUUGAUUCGAAUUAUGAAAGAUUACAUGUGAUGUGUGGUCUGAAGACGUGUUCGUGAUAUUUUCAGCAAGAUGAAUAUGAAUGUCGAAGAGGAAGUAAUUCUAUGGGUUACUUCGGAUCUUGUUGGAUCUACAAAUGUGCAGACUCAAGAAGUUGUCGAAACUACCUCUGGGACUGAAUCAGCGAUUCCAGUUGCUUUGAUUCGAGCUCAAGACGAGUUUGCGGAGGCUCAUAUAACCGAAGCUACCUUCGAUGAGAGCAAAGGAGAAUUUUGCGUUGUUGAUGUUUCGCCACCCAAGGAGAAGAAAUCCAGAAAACGUGGAUUAGUUUGGCAAUAUUUUACGCCUACGGAACAAGAACGAGCUCAGUGUUCAUUCUGCCCGGCUGUGAUAUCAUUUAAAGGCAAAUCUACGAAUAAUUUAUUGAGACAUUUGCGAACUAAACACUCGGAUACUAACGUUAAGCAAGAUAGAACCGAAAACUUUCAGUCCGAAGAUGGAUCUACGUAUUAUAUUUUAUCCACCCCCGAUCAACAUAUUAACGCUGACGAGAGUUUUCAGUCCGAAGAAUCUGAAGAUAAAGCCAACAAACGUCGUGGCGGUGUCUGGAAAUACUUUAUACUUGGUACGAAUUCCAGAGCGAAAUGCAAAUUUUGCGGAACGGUUAUUUCAUUCAAAGGUGGCUCGACUACGAAUUUGCUGCGUCACAUGAAAUCUAAACAUACGAACAUUAGAGUACCAAAUAAACCAAUCAGAUCGGACGAUUCGUUUGCAUUACCUGUUGAAAGGCAAUUCUCGAUUCAACAUUCAUUUGCUGAAAUAGUCAACGAAUGCGUCAAGAGCGACGAUGAAAAUGAUUUUACCGUUCAUACUGUCUACGAUGGUCAAGAUGACGAUAAUAUUGAUCCUAUUGGUGGUGAGAGUAUUACUACUCUUGCUUCGAUGGAUCCGCAUUACUCGCAAGAAAUCGAUGUACAAGUUUGUAUGCCUAGUGAUAUACAUGAUUCGACGAAAGAACGUCGUAAAUCAGCUGUAGCUUGGAGAUAUUUCGAAAUGGAGAACGAAGAACGUGCCAAAUGCGGUGUUUGUUCGGCGGUGAUCUCUUUCAAAGGUGGUUCGACUGGGAACCUUUUACGACAUUUGAAAACCAAACAUUCCGAAAUCGAUUUAACCCCGCCGGAGAAAAAAGAAGAAAUUAUUGAAGAAUCGAUGCCUGAAAUUAAAGAAGAAGAAGACGAAGAAUUUGAUGUAGGAAAUCAAGAGUUGGCCAAGUUCGUUCAUUUACUUAAUCCGCGGUAUAAACUGACUGGAGGUAUAAUACCAAAAUUGAACGAAAAGGAAAUGCCGAAAAGAAUUCGCAAAAGAGGAGCUGCUUUGAGUUAUUUCACAAUUACCGAAAACGAAUCCGGACUUUGUCAUAUAUGUUCUGCCGAAGUUUUACUCAAAAAUGGAUCCAAAGCUCCUUUGCUGAGACACUUGAAAGCUAAACAUCCAGAUAUUGAUACUGUUCUGGUGAAUGGUGGAGAAACAACAACGAUGAUAACUGAAGAAGUAACAAUAACCGAUAUUCAAACUAUUCAAACUACAAGUCUGAAUAUUGAGAAUAUUGAAAAUAUUCCUAUGCAAGUUACCUCCUCGUCUGGUUGCGAAGAAUCGCCACCAAAGGAAAAAGUAUCCAGAAAAAUGCGUAAAAGAGGACUCGUAUGGAAUCAUUUCGCCCCACUUGAGGAUGAAAAAGCUAAAUGUAUCACGUGUCCUGCGGUAAUUUCGUAUAAACGUGGCUCGACUUCUAAUCUUCUCCGACAUAUGAAGAAAAAACAUCCGGAAAUCGACGUCAAAGAUGAAGAUCCUUUGAAGGAAGAAGAAACCGUUGAGAAUAUUACUGUUAAUGAAGAUGAAGAAGAAAUGAUUGAUUACGAAGCCCCUGACGGAACUCAAAAGAAAGUUUUGCGUAAACGAGGUCGCGUAUGGAAUCAUUUCAAACCGGUGGCACCUGAUAAAGCAAAAUGCAGCUUAUGCUCGGUGGUAGUAGUCUAUCUCAAAGGCUCCACUACGAAUUUACUUCGUCAUAUGAAAAAGAAACACCCAUCGAUCGACUUAUCCAAAGAGAAACCAUUCAAUAAAAAAUUAGUCUAUCCGAAGGAAACAGCUGUGGUCGAAAUGCCGCCUAAAGAAUUAACCCCGAACGAUUUCUUGGGCGAGCCGAAUCCGAACGAGAAAGUGAACGCGAUUUUCAAACGAUCCGAAAUCGUAUUCCGUAAACAUUUCGAUAAAUUCUUGAAUCGUCCAGUCUCCGUAACCAAGAGCAAAAUGUACGACGAACAGCUUGCUAAAAUGAUCGUGAAACAAUACUGCCCUUUCACUAUCGUCGAAAGUGAAGAAUUUAGAAACUUUGUACAAACAGUGAAUCCAGGGUACAGUUUACCUAGUCGUAAAACCAUCUCAUCCAGAUUGAUACCAGAAUUGUACGAAAAAUGCGCCGAAGAAGUUCGCGAGAGUUUACGUAAUAUACGUUACGUAACCAUCACUACGAACGGUUGGACUUUGGUGAAUAAUGAAUGUUAUAUAUCAAUCACUGCUCAUUUCAUCGACGACGAUUGUAAAUUUCAAUCAUACCUGUUGGAUUGUUUCAAAUACGAAGAGAAACACACAGCCGAAAAUUUAGCCGCUGAAAUUAAAGGCAUUCUAACCGACUGGGGCUUGAUUCAUAAAGUAAACGCAGUAGUCAGCGAUAACGCCGCUAAUAUCACAGCAGCUAUUCGAUUACGAUCUUGGAGACAUAUACCUUGUUUCGCGAACAUGUUGAAUUUAGUCAUACAAGCCGGUCUAUUCGAAAUUCGCGAUACUCACGAUAAAGCAAAACUAUUAAUCGAUCAUUUCAAGAAGAAUCCGCUAGCGUUACGCAAACUGCAUAGUACACAGACUGAAAUGGGCCUACCGGAAACUAAGCUAAAGCCAGACGAUAUAUCGAGAUGGGAAUCAACUUACGAUAUGUUCGGUCGACUUUUAACCUGCAAAAGCGCUAUGCCUGCUGUAGUCGAAGCUUUCAGUGAAAUCAUACCAGUGAUAAACGAAUUCGAAUGGCAAAUAAUCGAAAAAACGUGCGAAGUAUUGAAACCGUUAUUCGAUAUUUCCAACGAAAUCAGCGAAAAAAAUAUCACCAUAUCGAAAGUCAUACCAUUGAGCAAACUGAUCGGUAAAUAUUUGGAGAAAACGUUGAAAGACGAUUAUCUUACGCCUGAAAUUCAUUCGAUGGUUGUUAAAAUGUCGGACGAAGUUACGCUGCGGUUUAGCGACGUCGAAGAUAACACAUUGCUGGCCGAAUCGACCUUCCUAGAUCCUCGUUUCAAAAAUCAAGCGUUCACCAACGAUGAAUCUUACGCGAAUACUUACCAUUCAAUUUUGCAAAAAGCCAGCAAUGCGAAAGUAAACGAUAGAACAGACGAAGAAAGACGAAACGAAUCUACCGGAGGCGGUAGACAAUCGUCAAUUUGGGAAGAAUUCGAUUCGAGAGUCGUUCAAGUAAGCGAUGUUACGAAUCCGGAAAACGCAGCAGCCACCGAAUUGGAUAAUUACCUUCAAGAAGCGAUUGUUGCCAGAAGCGCAGAUCCACUGGUUUGGUGGAAGGAGAGAAAAUCCGUUUACCCGAGACUGUACGAGAUUAUGAAGCAGAGAUUGUGCAUUGCGGCGACCGCUGUUUCCAAGAAUUUUACCAAUAGCGGACACUUGGUUUGUGAAAAACGUAACAAACUUAGUUCGUCGAAGGUAUCGAUGGUCUUGUUUUUGAAUCAUAAUUUGUAAAUUUAUUUAUAAGCUUGCUCUUUUGUUUUAUUAAUUUUGAUGUAAUUAAAGUUUAUUGUCUUUUUUUAAUA
Molecule: messenger RNA, 4120 nt
Organism: Planococcus citri (citrus mealybug)
Lineage: Eukaryota; Metazoa; Arthropoda; Insecta; Hemiptera; Pseudococcidae
Product: zinc finger BED domain-containing protein 4-like
Exons: 10
Coding region: 321-4049 (1242 amino acids)
Biological process (GO): regulation of transcription by RNA polymerase II
Cellular component (GO): nucleus
Molecular function (GO): DNA binding; protein dimerization activity
Source: RefSeq, a predicted model, not a curated record